Messenger RNA from Mesitornis unicolor (brown roatelo), 1356 nucleotides. RefSeq names its product mesoderm induction early response 1, transcriptional regulator (gene MIER1). Gene Ontology annotation, biological process: negative regulation of transcription by RNA polymerase II. Gene Ontology annotation, cellular component: nucleoplasm. Bases 4 to 1356 code for a protein of 450 amino acids. The transcript has 10 exons. The record is from RefSeq and is a predicted model, not a curated record. Lineage: Eukaryota; Metazoa; Chordata; Aves; Mesitornithiformes; Mesitornithidae. Gene Ontology annotation, molecular function: histone deacetylase binding; transcription corepressor activity.
GAUAUGCCGAUCCAGGAGCUGCUCAGCCGUUACGGCUAUGAUGGGACCAUCCCACUCCAAGAAGAUGAUGACGAUGAAGAUGAUGAAGAGGAAGAGGAGGAGGGAGAAGACGAUGACGAUGUUGAUAAUGAUGACAACAGUGGCUGUAGUGGGGAGAACAAAGAGGAGACCAUAAAAGAUUCGUCAGGUCAGGAAGAUGAGACACAGUCAUCUAAUGACGACCCAGCACCAUCUGGUGCUUCUCAAGAUCCACAGGAGAUAAUUCGCCCUCGCCGAUGUAAAUAUUUUGAUACAAAUAGUGAAAUAGAAGAGGAAUCUGAAGAAGAUGAAGAUUAUAUUCCCUCAGAAGACUGGAAAAAGGAAAUCAUGGUGGGCUCUAUGUUUCAAGCUGAAAUUCCAGCUGGCACAUGCAAAUACAGAGAGAAUGAAAAAGUGUAUGAAAACGAUGACCAGCUGCUGUGGAAUCCCGACCUCUUACCAGAGGAUAAAGUCAUCGAGUUCCUAAAUGAAGCGUCGAGGCGUAUGGGUGAUGAGAAAGGCUUAGAUGCAAUUCCUGAAGGAUCACAUAUUAAAGACAACGAGCAGGCUUUGUAUGAACUGGUUAAGUGCAAUUUUGAUACUGAAGAAUCAUUACGAAGGCUGAGAUUUAAUGUAAAAGCAGCCAGAGAAGAAUUAUCUGUUUGGACAGAGGAAGAGUGCAGGAACUUUGAACAAGGGCUGAAAGUCUAUGGCAAGGAUUUUCAUGUGAUUCAAGCAAAUAAGGUACGAACGAGAUCAGUUGGUGAGUGUGUAGCAUUUUAUUACAUGUGGAAGAAAUCGGAGCGUUACGAUUUCUUUGCGCAGCAGACCCGCUUUGGAAAAAAGAAAUACAACCUUCAUCCUGGCGUAACGGAUUACAUGGACCGGCUCUUGGAUGAAAGUGAAAGUGCUGCAUCCAGCAGAGCCCCAUCCCCUCCACCCACAGCCUCCAACAGCAGCACCAGCCAGUCCGAGCGGGACGACAGCACCACCAGCAGCAGCAACCAGAACGGGGUGUCUGCUAAUGGGCCAGGCGAGAUACCAAAUAAAGACGAAGCAAAAACGGAAGGGUUGCACGUAAAUGGACCUGCCAGCGGCAAGAAAACACCUCACGCGGAUCUGGAUACCAAUGGGUAUGAAACUGAAAACCUUUCCAUUGACCCCAAACUUGCUCACGCAGCUUCAAGAAAUGAGAAUGAUUUUGAAGAGAAAAAUGAGAGACCUCUGAAACGCAGACGAAUUAACAGCAAUGGAAAGGAGAGUCCGGGCUCUUCAGAGUUCUUCCAGGAAGCAAACUCACAUGGGAAGCUUGAAGAACUGGAAACAUUGGAUGACUGA